AUGGGUCUGUUAGCAGCGCAUCUAUCACAGGCUUUUUCAAUAACCGCUCCUCUGUCUCCGCAGAUCCUGAAAGAGGUGAAGGAUGAAGAUUGGGACAUUGGUAAUAUUGUGUUCACGCUGACCAACAGGAGGUACGGAGAGAAGUGCAUAGCCUACGCCGAAAGCCAUGACCAGGCGCUAGUCGGGGACAAAACUCUGGCCUUUUGGCUCAUGGACAAAGAGAUGUACACCAGCAUGAGCUCACUCAUCCCAAUGAACUCAAUCAUCGACCGGGGAAUCCAGCUGCACAAGAUGAUCCGGCUGCUCACGCACGCCCUGGGAGGGGAGGGCUACCUCAACUUCAUCGUGCAACAGAAGCAGGAGGUGGUGCAGCAGCAGGAGGUGGUGCAGCUGCAGGAGGUGGUGCGGCAGCAGGAGGUGGUGCAGCUGCAGGAGGUGGUGCAGCAGGAGGUGGUGCAGCUGCAGGAGGUGGUGCAGCUGCAGGAGGUGGUGCAGCUGCAGGAGGUGGUGCAGCUGCAGGAGGUGGUGCGGCAGCAGGAGGUGGUGCAGCUGCAGGAGGUGGUGCAGCAGGAGGUGGUGCAGCAGGAGGUGGUGCAGCUGCAGGAGGUGGUGCAGCAGGAGGUGGUGCAGCAGGAGGUGGUGCAGCUGCUGGAGGUGGUGCGGCAGCGGGAGGUGGUGCAGCUGCAGGAGGUGGUGCAGCUGCAGGAGGUGGUGCAGCUGCAGGAGGUGGUGCAGCAGCAGGAGGUGGUGCAGCAGCAGGAGGUGGUGCAGCAGCAGGAGGUGGUGCAGCUGCAGGAGGUGGUGCAGCUGCAGGAGGUGGUGCAGCUGCAGGAGGUGAUCGACCAGAGACCCCUGGAGAUGUUCAACCUGACCCCUGGAGCCGACCUGACCCAGGUGCAGGCGCUGAUUCUGGGCCGAGUCCAGGACAUGGAGCUCCUGGACCUAGACCUAGACCUAGACCUGGACCUGGACCUGGACCCAGAACUGGCCGCGGUUGCAUCUCAGGGCUUCAGCGGCUGUUUGUCUGCGGUGAGGUUUAACUCCAUGACUCCCCUGAAGAACGCUCUGCUGAAGCCGGACACCUCCACCAUCAUCAGCGGCUCAUUGGUCCAUUCAAACUGUGCCUCCGCCUCCUCAGCCAAUCCCUACGCAGCAGAGACCACGCACUCUUUAUCUGACCAGCCCAGCUCCGUGGAUCCAGGUCAGCCUCUCGUCAACACCAUCAGGAGCGAUUCUGCUCUGAUCGGAGGAGUCAUCGCCUUGGUGAUCUUCAUCGCUGUGGUGGCGCUCGUGGUCACGGCUCGGUUCCUCUGCAGCCGGAAGCAGACGUACCGAACACCGCCGGUCACAGCCUCUCGGUCCGAAGACGGGCAGGAGUUCUCUCUGGCCGACUCUCAAACGGCCCACACCCAAAGCCCCAGCGAGUUCUUCAUCUAG
Molecule: messenger RNA, 1437 nt
Organism: Knipowitschia caucasica
Lineage: Eukaryota; Metazoa; Chordata; Actinopteri; Gobiiformes; Gobiidae
Source: the annotation of a GenBank genome assembly